Papilio xuthus (Asian swallowtail) is the source of this 1167-nucleotide messenger RNA. It is a transcript of the gene Mocs2B, whose product is annotated as Molybdenum cofactor synthesis 2B. Gene Ontology annotation, molecular function: molybdopterin synthase activity. The record is from RefSeq and is a predicted model, not a curated record. Bases 4 to 1101 code for a protein of 365 amino acids. Gene Ontology annotation, biological process: Mo-molybdopterin cofactor biosynthetic process. Gene Ontology annotation, cellular component: molybdopterin synthase complex; cytosol. The transcript is spliced from 6 exons. Lineage: Eukaryota; Metazoa; Arthropoda; Insecta; Lepidoptera; Papilionidae.
CAUAUGGUUAAAGUUGUAGACAUGGAUCACCUGAAAUUAACAGAGGACAAGUUGUCGGUGGAGGCCAUCAGUGAGCUGGUGGGGGACAGCAGCUGUGGUGCCAUCUCCGUUUUCAUUGGCACAACCAGAGACAACUUCGAAGGUAAAAAGGUGGUCAAGUUGGAGUAUGAAGCAUACGAGGCGAUGGCGUUGAAGGCUUUUAAAGACAUUUGCAAUGAAAUCAGAAGCAAAUGGCCGGCUGUACAUGGCAUUGCUAUUUACCACAGAGUGGGGGAGGUGGAGUGCCGGGAGGCUUCGCUGGUGGUGGCGGUGAGCAGCGCGCACCGCGGGCCCGCGCUGGCCGCCACCGCGCACUGCGUCGACAGCCUCAAGGCGAGCGCGCCCGUCUGGAAGCGCGAGCACUACGCCGGCGAGCACGCGCCCGUCUGGAAGGAGAACCCCGAAUGUUCACCACCACUACCACAUAGAUCGCCAUGUCCAUCACCUCCUCGGCCACCGGACAACACGACCGACAGAAACCUUAUUCAGAUCAAUGUGUCCAACGAGGAGCUGCAGCAACGCAUACAGAACUUUAUAGAGCGGAAGCGGGCGCAAGUGGACGCGACCAACAUCGUCGACUUCAUCCCCGGCCACUGCGAUAGCGAGACGCAGGACGCCGACACGUGCGCCAGAGUACGCACCCAGUUCGUUAAGCGGUCCGACUCCAAGGGACACUUGAAAAUACGCAAGGUGCACAACGAGUGGGGCCCGCAGCUGUCGCGCGGCGGGUGCGGGGCGGGGCGCGAGGUGGGCGGGGCGGGGCGCGAGGAGGGCGGGGCGCUGCCGGGGGGCGUGGCGGAGCGGCUGCGCGCGGCGGAGGAGUACCUGAGCGUGACGCCGGUGGGGAGCGACGUGUACCGCAGGCUGAAGCAGGUGGAGGAUCGCAUCGCGCAGCUGCAGGCCAUCUCACCGGAGUACGCCCACUUCUGGAAAUGCAAGAGCGAGGCGGCGGAGGCGAGCCCGGAGGCGGCGGAGUGCGCCUUCUCCGCGGAAGACAUCGCGCGCAAGAUCGACCAGCUGGAGCAGCUGGAGCGCCGGCCCCCCACCAGCUCGCCCACGUGACACACACUGCUGCUGCCCACAUCUCUCUCUCCCUCUCUAUCAAUCUUAAAUAAAACAAUAUUAACU